This is a messenger RNA of Penicillium atrosanguineum, 2205 nucleotides long. RefSeq names its product Zn(II)2Cys6 transcription factor. Gene Ontology annotation, biological process: positive regulation of transcription by RNA polymerase II. NCBI's taxonomy places the organism in Eukaryota, Fungi, Ascomycota, Eurotiomycetes, Eurotiales, Aspergillaceae. The transcript has 3 exons. Gene Ontology annotation, molecular function: DNA-binding transcription factor activity, RNA polymerase II-specific; zinc ion binding; transcription cis-regulatory region binding. Gene Ontology annotation, cellular component: nucleus. Bases 1 to 2205 code for a protein of 734 amino acids. The record is from RefSeq and is a predicted model, not a curated record.
AUGGCAGGCUCGAAGCGAGGCCGUGCUCGCCGUUCCCAUGUGCUCGGCGGAUGCACUACCUGCAGGCGCCGGCACGUCAAAUGCGACCAGAAACGGCCCGCUUGCCGUACAUGCCGGACUCUUGGUGUUCCAUGCGAGGGCUUCUCUGAUCAAGUUCUAUGGAUGCGCGGUGAUGAAGGCGAGGUGGCUGAAGGCGGCCGACGUGGAACGCGUCGUCAUCUCUACACAGAGCAAUCCCGACUAUCUAUGAGUACUGCACUGAGCAAGAAUCUACUCUUGGGAUCUAUUGAUGCAUCUCUUGCAGAAGUCGACUUGAGAUCGCGAGACCCGGAUCGUGAACCUGAAGGCGAUAUCGCAAUCGGUCCUUUCGCGGUCCUCGACUUUACAACCACUGCGAGGCAGCCAAAGGCAGAUGUUGUCAUUUACCAAGAAGAUGAACUGACUUCGGCUGAGCCAGGCCCAGUCCAGGGGCCGGCAAGCUCAACCAUCGAGGAACAAAUCCCGGAUCCCAGCCCGGCGUCAAUCAUUGACUCUCUAUCGCAGAUGGAUGACUUUCUGCACUGGUCGGAUCUAUUAAGUUUUAGUCCAGAUCAGGCAGGCCUGACAACGUACCCAACACUCAGCAUGCCGAAUGAUUUUUCAAUCGAUCUCGGUAAUGAGAUGAGCGUAUUCCAGGAUGUUCAAAAUACCCAAGAAGAACCCACGGGGAUCCUAAAUCCACAACAAGCAUCGAUCGAAGUGGUUUCCGCAACACCAGAUAUUUUGAAAGAUGCGCAGUUCUUACUCAGGCAUUUCCAAGAUGUUGUUAUUCCUCAGAUAAUGGCAAUCCCAUUCGGAGAGAAAUCUCCUUGGAAGAUCUUGAACCUACCAGCAGCAGUCGUCGCAUUUGGGGACACGACUUUUCUUGGUACCAGUGGUGUCAGCCAUGCAAGACUUGCCAAUCUAUACGGUAUUUUGGCCUGUUCUGCCAUUGACCUGGCCUUGAAGCCGCCCACCGAGCUGGUGGAACUCACAGAACGUUGGGAUCGGAUUGCCAAUCAAACAUAUCAGUUGGCAAAAGACCACAUUCAAGUGUCUCUUCAACAAGAGACUCAUGGUCCAAAUAAAGCCAAAUAUAAAGACCAACUGAUGGCAGCCAAUAUCUUAACACAGUAUGCGAUUCUGUCAGGACAACAGCAACACGCAAGGUGCUUCUUGAUCGAUGCAGAGCGACUUCUACGUCUACGAGGUCUAUCUAAAAAACGGAUCUCAAAAAAAGCCCGUCUUCUGCACCACGUAUACACGUGGCUACGGAUUGUGGGCGAGAGCACCUUUGUCUUGCAUGAUUACAGCCUCUCCUACCCAUGUCUUGAGCCGCUUGGCCAAUCAUCAAGAUCCCAUACAUCCAGGGAGGGCAGUUCAAAUCUGGCUACUCAAGCUGAACCGAACCCUCGCCUCGACGACUUCCUUAGACUGGAAAGCCAAAACUCAGACAAUGAUCUAAACAUCGACGAACCGAAAGAUCGCGGAAAAGGGUUCCACGAUAUCCACUUGCAUGAUUCUCGAAGCUUUCCUGAGACCUUAUACAAACAGAUCUAUGGUAUCCCCGAAACUUGGCUUAGUCUUGUAUCGCAGACUACGAGACUGGCCAAUGUCAUGGCGACCUUUGUCGUUGCACGCAACGCAGGAAAGAGUCUACGACUCGAAGCGUGGGAAACACUCCAGCGCCGCGCCUUUCGUUUAGAAAAUAUGAUCUGUUCGUUUAACCUUGGCCUUACAAAGGGUGCGCAGACAGACCCACAGGCGAAAUCCAAACCCCAUGCCUUUAUGCUUGACGCGCUGAACGGAGCACUCUUGAUAUUCUUCUACCGCCGAAUUCGCGAUACCCAUUCGGCAGUCUUACAAGGUCACGUUGACAGUGUCAUCACAGCAUUGGAAGAAUGCAGUGCUUCCAUGUCGAAAGGUGAUCCAACAGGUCCUGGAACGGCUUGGCCAGCCUUUAUUGCUGGAUGCGAGGCUAUUACGUCAAAUAGAAGAGAGGCGAUCAUGCGAUGGCUGGACCAUGCAAGCUCAGUAUCUGGUUACGCCUCAUUUGAUACAGCCCGUGGUAUUUUGACUAAAGUGUGGUGCCGACAGGAUGAGCAUCUAUUGACGACCCGUGGCGACCCGAUGCCCUCAUGGAUUGACAUUGUGAAGGAGGAUCAGAUAUGGCCUCUGUUCUGCUGA